Messenger RNA from Ornithodoros turicata, 4282 nucleotides. RefSeq names its product neuroglian-like. Gene Ontology annotation, cellular component: axon; plasma membrane. The coding region runs from base 233 to 3973 and encodes 1246 amino acids. The transcript is spliced from 14 exons. The record is from RefSeq and is a predicted model, not a curated record. Gene Ontology annotation, biological process: cell-cell adhesion; axon guidance; brain development. Gene Ontology annotation, molecular function: cell-cell adhesion mediator activity. Lineage: Eukaryota; Metazoa; Arthropoda; Arachnida; Ixodida; Argasidae.
CCUACUGCUGUCAACUAAUCGACCGUCACUGGGCAACGGCGGUGUCUUGUUUGGCAGGGACGCUGCUUCCUGUUCGCAAAGCAGCGCUCCGAGUCCAAAUCCUCCUGCUAUCUUCUGCGGGGCUUUGCACCAAACAAGCAGGUGGCAGUGGGACACUGGACGCUCUAUGUUUAUGCUGUGUUGACCUCUGUUGACCUGGACAGCUCUACGUACCCCGUUCAUAAAUUGAGGCAUGCUUCAGGAGGUAUGGCUAGUGCUCACAGUGGCUGCUGCUACAGCGGUAGCCGUUGUGCCCUCACCGCCUACCAUGAUCAAGCAGCCCAAACACGAACAGCUUUACCAAGUAUCCCAGUCCCAGGAUGAACCAGACAAGCCUUUUGUUCUGGAAUGUGAGGCCCAGGGCAACCCUGAGCCUACGUAUGAGUGGACUAAAAACAACAAGGAGUUUGACUACGUGUCGUACGACAACCGUAUCUCUCAGCAGCCACACCGAGGCACGCUGGUGUUUACCAAACCAGAUGACGUCGACGAGGGUCUCUACCAGUGUCGAGCUACUAAUGUGCACGGCACCUCUGUCUCUAAUUCAGUCUUCCUUCGAAAGUCUGAGCUCAACUCAUUUGCUGAGGAGAGCACCAAGGAGGUUUACGUGAUGGAAGGAGAUCCACUGUCCUUGGACUGCAACCCCCCGACGGGCUACCCACGCCCCAACAUCUUCUGGCUAAUUCAGUACAGUAGCGGGGCCUUGCGCAAUGUCAACUCCUCACGCAUCACUGCAGACCCAGAGGGAGACCUUCAUUUCUCACGUGUGGAGAUGAGCGACGCUCUUGAAGAUGCUGUGUACACAUGCAGCGCUACGUCGGUGUUUAGGAGGGAGUACAAGAUCGGCAACAAGAAGCUGUUGCGAGUGGAACCUGCAUCAAGUGGGGGCCCUGCCAACCAUGCCCCCGUGCAACAGUAUGUCUCCCCUCCCAACAUUGUGGCACUCCGUGGACAGGUACUGCGCCUCUACUGCAUCUUUGGUGGAACGCCUCUACCUCAUAUCACAUGGAGCAAACGUGGCGCUAGCAGCAGCAGCAGUCGCUUUAACUACAUUGAUUAUGGCAAGACCCUGGAGAUUCGAAAUGUGGGCUUCGAGGACGAGGGCACCUACGAGUGUGUGGCCAACAAUGGCGUCGGUAUCUCAAAGUCCCAUGCCAUGAGUGUCAAAGUGGAGUCGGCUCCAUUUUGGCGAAAUGUAUCUGAAAAUUUGAAUGCUGCCGGAGAAGAGACUGUCAGUUUCGAGUGUGUGGCUGGUGGUAUUCCAGAGCCAAAACUGCAGUGGUUUGUCAAUGGAGUACCCCUAGAAAAAGCCGAACAAAACCCACGGCGUAAAGUGGAAGGGACAGUGCUCACUAUAGACAAGAUCACCAAGAAGGACACAGCUGUGUACCAGUGCAACGCAUCCAACCCACAUGGUUAUGCAUUCCGCGACUUCUAUCUCAAUGUUCUGGCUUUGCCUCCUACCAUCACGGAGGCCCCUGAGCAGAUGACCUUGGCUGUGGUGACAUCGAGAGCCACAUUGCGCUGCAGGGUGUUUGGUGCCCCGAAACCUGAAGUCAAGUGGAUGAAGGAGAACUCUGAACUGUCAGGAGGCCGCUCUAAAGUGCUUGACAGUGGGGACCUGCAGAUCGACAACCUCCUAGUAACAGAUCAGGGAGAAUACACCUGCUAUGCCAGCAACAAAUUUGGGGAUGCGUCAGCGUCAGGUGCUCUUGAAGUGAAAGGAAAGACACGCAUCACCCUACCUCCCGAAAACUAUGAGGUGGCAGCUGGCAAAAGUUCGACAUUCCGCUGUGGAGCAGAGGCUGAUCCUAGCCUGGAACUCAAGAUAAAUUGGCUCUUUAAUGGGGAACCUAUUGACCCGGAGUUAGAUGCACGAAUGCAGAAGGUCAGCGAUAACUCUCUAACAAUUACACGCACAAUGGAGCUGGAUUCUGGGACAUACACUUGUCUGGCGCAAACAGAGCUGGAUGACGACCGAGCCAGUGCUAAGCUGACUGUGCAAGAUGUCCCAAAUGCACCUGAGGUUGUGGAUGUCCAGUGCGAAACAUUCACUGCCCUUGUGGAAUGGAAGCCAACUGGAGAUCGUCGUGCCCCCAUCCUCUCUUAUUCCAUACAGUACAACACUUCCUUUACACCCGACAUUUGGGAGGAUGCCUUUGCCAACAUUCCUGCUCCAGACACAAAGUUCAAGGUGUCUAUGAGUCCAUGGGCCAACUAUACAUUCCGCGUUGUGGCACGCAACAAGAUUGGACCCUCACCACCGUCCCCACCCUUUGGCUACUGCAAGACACCUGAGGAAGUGCCCCACAAGAACCCUGACCGAGUGAACGGACGGGGAGAUCGGUCGGACAACCUUGUUAUAAACUGGGCACCGAUGUUGCCCAUCGAACACAAUGCACCUGGUUUCUUCUAUAAGGUAUUGUGGAAACGGGAUGAUUUGCCCGAUGCUGCCUGGAACUCCCGUAUCAUUGAAGACUGGCGUCAGCACUCGCACGUCGAGUACGGUCAGCCAACUUUUAAACCUUACCGUAUCAAAGUGGAAGCUCAUAAUAGCAAAGGCCAGGCACAUACUGCUGCGUCCCAGGUGCUUGGCCACUCUGGAGAAGACGUGCCCCUCUAUGCCCCACGUGACUUUAAGCUCGAAUCUGUCAUUGACUCUCGGUCUGCCAACUUCAGCUGGAGUGCCGUCAGCCCCGAGUCGGUUCGAGGUCACUUCCGCGGCUACAAGAUUCAGACGUGGACGCCCGACGAGGGAGACGAGAAACUACGUGAAGUUGUGGUGCCAUCCAAUGUAACAACAGCUCUGGUGACGCUCUUCAAACCCUACUCCCGAAACUUGGUGCAUGUGCUGGUAUUUAAUGACGCCUAUGAUGGUCCUCACUCGGACAGCAUUGAGUUCAGUACGCCAGAGGGUGUGCCGGGCCCUGUUGCAUCGUUUGAGGGCAUUCCCAUGGGUUCCACUGGGGUGUACUUGCUUUGGAAGAAGCCCUUGGAGACAAAUGGUGUGCUGACAGGGUACCACAUUUACUAUGAAGAAGUGAAGAACAUGGACUUGGGCCCUAAGCGGGAGAGACAUCCCCCAUUGCGAGAUCCACUGGAGUCUCGAGCCAAGCUAGCAGGUCUGAAGCCUAACACCAAGUAUCGCAUCACCAUCCAGGCAGCUACUCGCCAGGGACAGGGCGAGGAGUACUACAUUGAGGUUUCCACAGCGGAUGAAUCUGAAAGAGUGCCCGACGUGCCUGACUUUCUGUGGACAUACUUGCCGGACAGAGAUGGACAUGCAGCAGUGCAGGUGACAUGGCUUCCGGCCGUCACAGGGCAUCCUGGGUCGCACUUCUUUGUUCGGUACCGCAGAAAAGGUGACGAGAUCUGGGAAAGCACUAUGGUUGAAAAAAAUGAAGAUACCAUUUUAGUAAAGGGUCUGGAGACUGGAGCAAUCUACGAGAUGCAAGUGGUCGCAGUGGAUGGCAAGCACCAAAAACCAUCACGCAUUGAAGAAGUGGAAACCGGUGGUCUUGCAAUCCGUGCCCCCGGCAGUCCAGACAACGUGGCUGGGGCGGCCUGGUUUGUCGGCAUGAUGUGCGCCCUUGCUCUCCUCCUCCUGCUUCUGCUACUGGUGUGCCUCGUGAAACGCAACCGAGGAGGAAAGUAUUCUGUGCAUGACAAAGAAGUAGCCCAAGGCAGGGACCUCGACAUGCCGGAGGAGGAUGGUGGGUUUACGGAAUACACCAAGGCAGCACCACGUCUGCCAGCGAGCCGCAGCUCCCUGCAGUCAAGCGGCAAAGAGAGUGACACAGACAGCAUGGCAGAGUAUGGAGAGGGUGAAGCAGCUCAGUUUGGGGAAGAUGGCUCUUUUAUCGGCCAGUACGGGGCCAAGAAGAAACGGCCGCAGGAGCCCACGUCUCCCUCUGCACUCGCCACUUUCGUUUGAAAGGAAUCUCUUGAAAGCAUUCCCAGGUCUGGCUGUCGUUUGCGUGCAGUAGUGCUCGCAGUGAAAUAAUUUAUUUACUCUGUAACGGAAUCGCUCGAUUCUAGAUAUAUUGCCAGCCGCUUUGUAGUGUCCCGGAGCUUGUACAGCCACGCGUCGGACACAGCAGGUGUGAUGCAACACACACAGAGACUUCCUCAACGGAGAUCGUGGAAAUGGGCAGCAUCCUCCUUCGAGACUCACAAAAAUCAGAGGGUGUGCAGAUUGGUUAGUGUGAGGCUUACAGAAAAAUAAACAGCAUUUUUUCUUGUA